This is a messenger RNA of Salmo salar (Atlantic salmon), 1537 nucleotides long. RefSeq names its product LIM and cysteine-rich domains protein 1. Gene Ontology annotation, molecular function: zinc ion binding. The record is from RefSeq and is a predicted model, not a curated record. Lineage: Eukaryota; Metazoa; Chordata; Actinopteri; Salmoniformes; Salmonidae.
UUGUCAGACUCGUGUGCAGCAGAAAACCAUAGUAGUGGAGUUCACCACAGUUCUCUGAAGAGAGCAGAGCUAUCCAACACACCUCCAGAUAGGCUACAUUUCUCUUUGGAACUGUAUCUCAGCCCUUCAACUUGAGGACUAUGGAUUUGACCUCUGGAAUAGAGAAGAUGUGGUCAGCGGCUCUAGUAGGGAAGGAUGCAACGUGUCUGUCAUGUAAAGGGAUCUGCUCUGGAUUCCUCCCACAUUCCUGGAGAAAAGCCUGUACCCAGUGUGGCUGCAGUGUGGAAGACCAUGGUCACAGCUCAGACCUAGAGGACGAUCACAAGAUGGGUCGUCUCCUCGCCGACUCCAAAUACGUCCACCUGACAGCCAAGGUGAAGGGUAUCCGGGUGUACAAACGUAACCGCAUGGUCAUCACCAACCCUGUGGUGUCCAGGAAGGACCCCACCUUUAACACCAUCACCUACGACUGGGCACCGCCAGGACUCACACAGAAACUGGCAAUGCUGUAUAUGGAGUUGCUUCCAGAAGAAAAGCGUCCUGUAGCAGGGACUGAGGGAGCGAUGUACCGGCGCAGGCAGCUGAUGAGACAGCUACCUGUCUACGAUCAGGACCCCUCCCAGUGCCACGGGCCACUACCAGAGGAUCAGCUCCAGGCCAUGUCUGUCUUCAUGAAGCGCUACAAGGAGGAGGCUCUAGGAGUAGGGGAGGUGGCUCUUCCUGGGGAGGGAGGGGCUAACCCUCCGCCCGUCGUCAAAGGAGAUAAGCAGAAGAACGGAACUGGGAAUGGGCAGGCCACCAAUGUCCAGCCAGACCCUGUUGAUACGCCUACCAUCAAUGGGACUGACUGCUGUAAAAAUGAAUAUCAAUGCAGUGGUUGCGGGGAGCUCGCCCCCCUGGACAGUCCUGUGGUCUAUGCAGAGUGGGCGGGUUAUGACAAGCAGUGGCACCCGACCUGCUUCGUGUGUUCAGAGUGUGGAGAGGCUCUGGUGGAUCUAGUGUACUACUGGAGGGAAGGAGAGCUGCUCUGUGGAAGACACUACUGCCAGAGGACCAGACCACGCUGUUCAGGAUGUGAUGAGCUGAUCUUCUGUGAGGACUACAAGAAGGGGGCAGAUGGCCGGGCGUGGCACCAGGACCAUUACUGCUGCUGGCGGUGUGGCCAGAGUCUUGACAGCCCCUGUUCCUGUCCCCAAACACCCAGCCCCGUGCCUGUUUAGGCCCUCCACCACCCAGCCGUAACCAAGACCGCUUCUGACACUUCCUGUCCCCAAACACCAAGACCAGUUUAAGACAGGCCCAAUGCUCUUUACACCAAGACUGGUUUAGACACCCUCCCUUUACCCAUCCGCCAGCAAACCCAUUACACCAGGGCUGACCAUCUUCUAGAGAUAAAAUCACAUAAUAUGUAUAUAAUAAUGAUUUAUUACAUAUCAUUCUAUGUCACUGGGCCAACCUUUCUCUCGGGGACCUACAGUACCCCUGCAGGAUUUCCAUUCAUUUCCUUAUAAACCGUUAAUAAAGUCUUCAGUGAUUA